Messenger RNA from Eimeria necatrix, 345 nucleotides. RefSeq lists its product as hypothetical. NCBI's taxonomy places the organism in Eukaryota, Apicomplexa, Conoidasida, Eucoccidiorida, Eimeriidae. The record is from RefSeq and is a predicted model, not a curated record. Bases 1 to 345 code for a protein of 114 amino acids. The transcript has a single exon.
AUGAAGCGAUUACAAAGGCAGCAAGCAAGUAACUGUGUAGAGGAGCAGUCUCUUGAGCGCCUAUGCGCUGAGAGUCUCCGCACCAGAGAUGCUUCACAGAGGCGCUUCCCUUACACUACUGCCACGAAGAGUGCCUCUUUUGUCGCUAUAACGCCAUCUCCAGCUCCAGCAGCACAACGCGUUUCGCCACCCCAUACAAUGAGCAAACUCUUCACAAAGGACGACGAAGAGCUGUUGACUGAACCGCGUUGGGGCCAGGGCGUAGGAUGGGUGGGAAUGUACACGUUUCUCGUGCUUUGCAUAUAUCCAGCAAAGACUUUCCUUAAGCCUCAGAGCCACCAGUAA